AUGACCUCCUACCCCAAGAAGAAGUGCGGUGUCCUGGGCGCCACUGGCUCUGUGGGCCAAAGAUUUAUCCUCUUGCUCGCAGAUCACCCCUUCCUUGAACUACAUGCCAUCGGCGCUUCGGAGCGUUCCGCAGGCAAGCGCUACAAGGAUGCUGUGAAGUGGAAGCAGACUACUGCCAUGUCCGAGAAGCUCAGCAACCUCGUUCUGCGGGAUUGCAAGGCUGAGCACUUCGCUGACUGCGAUCUUGUGUUCUCCGGACUGAACAGCGACGUGGCCGGUGACGUCGAGAUGGAGUUCAUCAAGGCCGAAAUCCCCGUCUUCUCGAACGCAAAGAACUACCGGAAGCAUCCCUUGGUGCCCCUCGUCGUCCCCACCGUGAACCCCCACCAUCUGGAUCUGAUCCCUCACCAGAGAAAGGAGUUUGGCCUGAAGAAGGGAUUCCUCGUCUGCAACUCCAACUGUGCUGUCAUUGGCGUCGUCAUUCCCUUCGCCGCCCUCCAGGCCAAGUUCGGCCCCGUCGAGGAAGUCGAGGUCUUCACCGAGCAGGCAUUGUCGGGAGCUGGCUAUCCCGGCGUUCCUAGCAUGGACAUCAUGGACAACGUGAUUCCCUUCAUUAGCGGAGAGGAGGACAAGCUUGAAAACGAGGCCCAGAAGAUUCUGGGUGCUUUGAGCUCUGACGCCACUUCCUUCGAGGAGCAGGCUGGCCUCCGCAUCGGCGCUACGUGCACCCGUGUCGGAGUCACGGAUGGUCACAUGGCUUUCGUUUCGUUGCGCUUCAAGAACCGCCCCGGUCCCAGCGCCGAGCAGGUCGUGCAGGCCAUGCGUGAAUACCAGUCGGAGGCUCAGAAGCUGGGUGCUCCUUCUGCGCCCAGCGAGGCUAUCCGCGUCUUCGAGGAGGCCGACAGACCUCAGCCCAGACUCGACCGAGACAUCUCUGGCGGAUACACCGUCAGCGUUGGACGCGUGCGGGAGGGUGCCCAGGGUGGCUUCUUCGACCUUCGGUUUGCUGCCCUUUCUCACAACACUGUCCUCGGCGCUGCUGGGUCGUCCAUCCUCAAUGCGGAGGUUGCUGUCAUCAAGGGUUAUAUCUAG
Molecule: messenger RNA, 1092 nt
Organism: Aspergillus terreus NIH2624
Lineage: Eukaryota; Fungi; Ascomycota; Eurotiomycetes; Eurotiales; Aspergillaceae
Product: aspartate-semialdehyde dehydrogenase family protein
Exons: 3
Coding region: 1-1092 (363 amino acids)
Biological process (GO): L-threonine biosynthetic process
Molecular function (GO): aspartate-semialdehyde dehydrogenase (NADP+) activity; NADP binding; NAD binding
Source: RefSeq, a predicted model, not a curated record